Molecule: messenger RNA, 1137 nt
Organism: Venustampulla echinocandica
Lineage: Eukaryota; Fungi; Ascomycota; Leotiomycetes; Helotiales; Pleuroascaceae
Exons: 3
Coding region: 1-1137 (378 amino acids)
Biological process (GO): proteasome-mediated ubiquitin-dependent protein catabolic process
Molecular function (GO): endopeptidase inhibitor activity; proteasome binding
Source: RefSeq, a predicted model, not a curated record
AUGACGGACAACCCGCUGAGCACAGAGAGGCUUCUCAAGCACAUGGCAAACGCGCUGCCUACCCACGCCAAAGAUGACACCAACUCAGACCUCAGCAGCUCCUACGAAGCCAUUGCGCUCUUCUCCCACGCCUGUAUGGUAGCCGUAGGAUUCCGACUAAUCGGCUUCGGAGAGGACCAAAAGAUGGAAUCAGAAUGCGAACGUCUCGCCCCACGACUGGCACCGCGAUGGAACUCCUCCUUCGGAGCUCAUUCUUUCCUCUACGCACAUUCCCAGUCCUCGAUGCAAUAUGUCGUGAAAGUAGACCGGCUAGGAGGGAAAGCAGAGAUCCGGGGUAUUGGACUUGGGGAUGAGAGGAUUAGCCGGUUUGAAAUCACAGCGAAGGAUUAUAUAUCUUCAUCGGCUUUGCCGCUGAGGAUUAAAAUGUCGGAUGGGGAAGAGGAUCGAUCGGAUUUAGAGGCCAAGUUAAAAGAGGUGUUUAUCUCCCCGUCGCGGAUUCAAGACCUCGCCUCCCUCUUCCGCACAACUAUAAUCCAAAAACUCAUACCAGGCCUCCACAAAGAAGGCUACGAAGAGACCCCCUCCGCCGGCUCAGCAGAAGCCUCCCGCGCCCACGACGAACGCGAAGAAGCCCACGCCCGCCGCAACCCCCCCAUCAACCCCCUCGCCGACCCACGACUCCCCGAACCCGCACGUCCAUAUCCAUUCCACGACCCCCUCGCCGCCGAUCCGCGCCGGGGCCCUAUCCCACAAGGUGAUUUCCCGCCCCCGGGCUUCGACGACGAGUAUGAUUUGAAUAGACCACUACGAGGCAUGGCGCCGCCGUUCCCCGGUGCCGGAUCGCCGUUUAAUAUCGGACAUGAUGAUUUGAAUCCCCCUGGUUUGGGGCCUCAUGAUCCGUUAAGGGGGAGUUUUAUCGGUGGCGGUGGGCCUGGGGCGAUGGGUGGGGGAAUGCACCCUACGUUUGACGAUCCGCUGUUUAGAGGUCCGGGAGGUAGAGGAAGAGGCCAGGGAGAUCCGCAGGUGCCGCCUGGGGCGAGGUAUGAUCCCAUCGGACCGGGUGACCCGCCAAGAGGAAACAUGGGAGGGAGACCGCCGAAUCCAUUUGGUGGGUUUGGAGGGAAUGAUUUUAUUUGA